Molecule: messenger RNA, 1685 nt
Organism: Panonychus citri (citrus red mite)
Lineage: Eukaryota; Metazoa; Arthropoda; Arachnida; Trombidiformes; Tetranychidae
Exons: 11
Coding region: 81-1685 (534 amino acids)
Source: RefSeq, a predicted model, not a curated record
AGUUUCAAUUAACUAAUUAAACGCAGCAAAUUAUUUCCGUGAAUUUCACAUAAUUUCUUCAACAACUAUCUUUCAUAAAGAUGAUUUACUCAGUAUCGAUAGCAUUAAGAUUCGUCUUAAUUGUUCAAACAUCGGUUCUCAUUGUUUUUGCAGAGCAUCUUAAUGAUUUACCCUGGUCGGUCGAUAAGGGUAAUUGGAUAAUCGAAGCAAAAUUGUAUAAAUCUUACAACGAGUUUUAUGACAUUCGUGAGUAUAUUUACUCGAGUGAUGUUAUUCGUGGUAAGAUUGAAAUUAGUCAUUUAUCUGGAAACGACAAACUCGAUAUUUUUUAUUCCAAUGGUUUCAAGUACGACAGAAUUGUAAUUCGAGAUAAAAAGUGUAGUCAAUAUACUUUCAGCAGUUUUAGAAAAACUUGGAGUAGUGAAUUAUUUUCAUCUAACUGGACACAACCAAUACUUAAUCAUUUACUAUUAACCGGACCUUCGAUAUUGUUCAGAUUGUCCAAUUCAAAAUUGGUUUGGACAAAAGAAACCGACGCUGAAAUUAGAGGAUUUUUAGCUCACUCUGUAAGCUCAUCGAUUGGUGGUAUAAAUAUAAUGUCAUAUUAUAAAGGUCACACGGAACAAUCGUUUGGACCAUUAAACACAGAGCGAUUACAAUUUCAAGGAUCUGACAAUUCCUAUCAGAGAGCUCAACGUGAAAAUUUUUAUAUCGAUAUUUAUAAAGUUACGAAAACUGAUGAACAGCUCGAUAAAAUUGUUACUGUUACACCAGGAUAUGGUUGCUCUAGUUAUUUGGUUAAGAAAGGCUCAAAUCAGUGGAUAAAUCCACCUAACAUGGUACGAUACUCAUUACAUUAUAUUUCAAAGGUUUAUAAUGAAGGUAUCGAAAAGUCAAUCACACAGAAUGAGGUACUCAUGACUAAUAAUUUGAACAUAGUAAGCUUGAAGACAAUUAGUCAAAGUAUUACAACUGAGGCACUUUAUGAUUAUACAUUGGGGAUCUAUUAUACUGAGAAAGAAAAGGGUAAAUGCUCAAUAUUACCUAUUGGGCCUGGAAGUCUAGGUUUAGAUGAAAAUAACAGACUAUCGUCCGAUUUAGUCUUGAAUUAUCAUGAUGUCGAUAAAUACAAUUAUGUUGGUAAAGUUUUCCUUAAUUCUGAAUCAGGUUAUGAAGCUCAUGUUUGGGAAACUACCCUCAAUCAUUAUCAAAUUGGAGGAAAAAAGUAUGAUAAAGUUGUCAACACUCAAUAUUUUGUUUCUUCGCCUGAUGCCGAACUUUUUAGAGACUUUGAACUCGUACGAACUACUCUGAAUGGUUAUAAGAAGUCAUCAACCGGUCAAUAUGAAUUAGUAGAUUCUACGAGAAUUGAUUACUUUAAUCUGGAAGCAAAAAGCUCUGAUGGUGACUUUGAGAGUAAUCUGUUGAUGCGUUUGAGUGAUUGCUUUCCAAUCGAAUCAAAGAAAACUUUUGCAUUUCAUUUAGAAUGUGAUAAAUGUAAAGACGUUGAUAAAUGCCUCAAAUUAGGAACAAGCAAAUAUCCGUUUUUUCUUAGUAGUACUCGAAAUUUUUUUAGCUCAAGCACAAUUUCCGUUUCUCGACUAGCUGAAAUUGAUCUCAUAUUCCAAGAUAAGAAGAUGGUUAUAUUAAUAACCUUCUUAGACGUUCCGGAUAUGAAAGGUUAG